UAUAUAUAUAUGAUAAGAAGGGAAAUGGGGAAUUCAGAAAAAAAUUAAAAGGAGGGAGUCUGAUUUUAUACAAAGAGUUGCGAAAUUAAAGAAAAGUCAUGAAGCUCAAGAAGGCAGCAGCAGAAACCAAGUCUCAAGUGUAUCUGGAGAACAAGAGAAAGAAGAAAUGGGUUGACAAAUCUGGCCAUAAUUGCUUCAUGUUGUUUGCAAGAUCACUGUACAUCACGUGGGGUGGUCAUGAGAACUGGAUAUGGAACUGUUUCAAGGAAACAGGGGAGGAAAACGUUGAAGUAGCAAAACUAUCCCAUGUGUGCUGGCUGGAUGUAAGAGGAAAAUUUAGUGUAUCAGAUCUCUCGCCGGGAAUUGUAUAUGAAAUUGUUUAUCAAGUGAAGUUGACAAAUGGAGCGGAUGGUUGGGAGCUCCCCAUCAGCCUGAAGUUGUCGCUUCCUAAUGGAGUUGUCCGCCAACGACAAGUCGUUCUUCUUGAAAAGCCAAGAGGGGAGUGGACAGAACUCAGCGUAGGCAACUUCUUAGCAGAGGAGGGAGAGACAGGAGAAGUCUGCUUUGAUAUUUAUGAGCAUGGAGGACACUGGAAGAGAGGGCUUAUCAUUAGAGGUGCCAUUCUUAGGCCAAAACAUCCACUCCAACGCCAAAUUUAAAUCCUAGUUAAUUCUUGAAAUUCACAUUUCUUUUUGCUUUUUUUCUAUAACUUAUUUAUUUAUUGUAUUAAUAUUUUCGUUUCAUAUGUUAUGUUUUGUUUAUCCGUAAGGUAUUUUUUUACCGAUGGAUUGUUAUAGCACCUUUUCGGAUUUUAUUUA
Jatropha curcas is the source of this 818-nucleotide messenger RNA. Its product is annotated as protein PHLOEM PROTEIN 2-LIKE A1. Lineage: Eukaryota; Viridiplantae; Streptophyta; Magnoliopsida; Malpighiales; Euphorbiaceae. The record is from RefSeq and is a predicted model, not a curated record. Gene Ontology annotation, molecular function: carbohydrate binding.